Molecule: messenger RNA, 932 nt
Organism: Girardinichthys multiradiatus
Lineage: Eukaryota; Metazoa; Chordata; Actinopteri; Cyprinodontiformes; Goodeidae
Product: endoplasmic reticulum resident protein 27
Exons: 7
Coding region: 102-866 (254 amino acids)
Biological process (GO): protein folding; response to endoplasmic reticulum stress
Cellular component (GO): endoplasmic reticulum
Source: RefSeq, a predicted model, not a curated record
GUCACAGAUAGAGCAGAGGGGACAGAAAAGAACAGCCGCAGUUUCCUUGGCUUUCCUUGGUUGGCUUUCUCUUCCUCUCUGUGAGUUAAAUCGGUCCAAACAUGCUGAUCACUCUGUGUCUGACCCUCCUCAUGUCCUCUGUCAUUGCCACAGGAAAAGAAAGCGGCCUACCAAGACUGGAUGAUACGGAAACUGUUAAGGCCUUCAUCAGCUCUGCUGAAGUGGUGGUCAUCGGAUUCCUGGAGAAUGAGGAGAGUCUUGGCUAUAAGGAACUUCUGGCAGCUUCACAGGAAGUCAAGUCUGUCCCUGCAGCUAUGUGCACAGUGAAGGAAGUGUGGGUUGACUUCAACAUCUCUUCAGACACCAUCACCCUCUUCAGAAAAGUAGAUAACCAUGAGGAGAACCUGGUUCUUGCUAUGGCCAAGAAGUUAGACGCUGAUGGACUUGUGAACUUCAUCACCACCAACGAGGUCCGAUACAUCACAGAGUACAACCAAGUGACAGCUGUGGGCCUGUUCAAUUCAGAGGUGAAGACACACCUUGUCAUCUUUGCCAACAGGGGGAGUAAAGACUAUACUAAGCUCAAGAAGCGAUUGGGAGCUCUGGCUCCUGAGUUCACUGGCAAGUUCUUAUUCGUCCUUAUCAAUGGAGGUGUGAAGUCCAAUUUCAAGUCACUCAACUACUUUGGCCUGAAGUCAACAGACCUACCUCGAGUUGGGAUAUAUGAUGGGGAUUCUGACAGGAAGUGGCUCCUACCUGAAGGAGAAAUUUCCACAGAGCGUGUGCGGGACUUCUGUCAAUCUUUCUUACAGGGAGAACUAAAGAACGUGAAGCAGGCCGGAGAAGAGGCUAAAACAGAGCUGUAAGACACAUUAGAAACUGUAACCAAUUUAAUAAACAUCAAAAUAAAAACAAAUACAUGAAAAACCGAA